Pelodiscus sinensis (Chinese soft-shelled turtle) is the source of this 1443-nucleotide messenger RNA. Lineage: Eukaryota; Metazoa; Chordata; Testudines; Trionychidae. The record is from RefSeq and is a predicted model, not a curated record.
AUGUGCUUUGAGGUGUGGAUGUGCUCUUGCGCAAGAACUUGUGUAGUGUAAAUGUAGCCUCAUUCCUUUACAGUCUGGACAGAAGUCGGGUGUUGAGAAGAUAGUUCUAUCUUUAUGCUGCUCUCUUGUGUUUAUAGCUUAAAAUGGUGUCACAUGAGGUAUGUUAAACUAUUUUAUUCAUUUCAUACCAGCAAUCACGUGACACUGGCAGAGAUUUCUGUUUAGCCUUGUAAAUUCCACACAGGGCACACAAUGUUCACUUCAGACCCAACUAGCAUAAUCUACAAAUCGAGCUGAAAGCAAACUAUAGUCUGGACGGCAGGGUAGGUGACCUUCAGAAACCAAGUUAUCACCGCUGUUCCCUGUACCUGCAGGAGACAGCCUAAGGGAAAAUUCUUCAGAGGAACCUUACUGAAUGUUUCAAACCCCUUCUCCCACACUUUAUUCUGUGGGCUCUUACUCAGCAGGGGGCAUCUGUUACAUGGACACUCAUUAAACUGCAGCUAGGCUCGUAAACAUUCAAUAAGAUUUGAGUAUCCAUAUGUGGUAGUGCUGAAUGCAGAUUUAGGCUCCUAUUGAAAAAGCAGAAUUGGAGAUGACCUUCUUUGGAACAUCUCUGGGUCUGAUCUAUCCACAGAUUAACCAAACAUUUUAAUGAUGUGUAGGUGUAUACUAACAUUGUUCUUUCUGACAGUUUAGUUCCUGAUGGGAGAUCAAGACAUUAUUAUAGAAGUCCCUGCAACACUGAAGCGGCUGGCCAAAUACAUGGUGCGUGGCUUCUAUGGAGUAGAGUAUUCACUGGUCCUUGACGUAUUGAUCCGAUACCCCUGUGUGAAGGAGGAUGACUUGUUGCUGCUACUCAAGUAUGAACGCAAACAGUUGCGCACUGUCCUCAACACACUGAAGGCAGACAAACUUGUUAAGCUGCGCAUGCGAGUUGAAACAGGGCCCAAUGGGAAGAGUACAAGGCAUAAUUACUACUACAUCAACUACAAGGUACUGGUUGAUGUUGUGAAGUACAAGCUGGAUCAUGUGCGUCGGAAGAUAGAAGCAGAUGAGCGGGAUUCAACCACCAGGUCCUCUUUCAAGUGUCCGUCUUGCUUCAGCACUUACACAGACCUGGAAGUAAAUCAGCUCUUUGACAUAUUCACAGAAACUUUCCGUUGCACCUACUGUAAUGCUGAAGUUGAGGAGGAUGCUUCUGCACUUCCCAAACGAGAUGCUCGAACCUUGUUAGCAAAAUUUAAUGAACAAAUUGAACCCAUCUUUGCACUACUGCGUGAGACUGAAGAUGUUGUUCUACCGCAUGAUUUGCUUGAGCCUCAACCAACAGAAAUCCCAGAACUAUCAGAAAGGUAUUUUGAGAAAUGCCUUCUCAAUACAAGUUCUAAUGUAAGGAAGCAAGAUGUUUUCUGGCUCACUUCAGAGAGUAGCUUGAGCUGA